Messenger RNA from Toxotes jaculatrix (banded archerfish), 3701 nucleotides. RefSeq names its product RAB23, member RAS oncogene family (gene rab23). The coding region runs from base 475 to 1182 and encodes 235 amino acids. The transcript has 7 exons. NCBI's taxonomy places the organism in Eukaryota, Metazoa, Chordata, Actinopteri, Toxotidae. Gene Ontology annotation, molecular function: GTPase activity; GTP binding. The record is from RefSeq and is a predicted model, not a curated record.
GUUGCCUGGUUAGCUACUCUCGUGCGCAACGUAGUCAGUUGAAAUGUAGGCUCGCCGAUAGAUAGCAAUGCCCGUAGAUAGUAAUUUUCAUCCCACAAAUGUCACAGAUCGCACUCGGUUGUCGACGUUAACUAAACUUUAUCUGUCGUUUUGAAGCUGAGAGCACUGGCUCUGUGCGGACAUUAGCUGGAUAUCAUUAACGGGCGGAGCAGAAGGUUCUUUUCUCUGGGAAAAAAGUGGCUAACCUUAGCUAGGUAACCUUAGCAUCAGAGUCACUAGCGUCUCCUCUUGCCACAGAGAAGAACAGAGGCUGUAGAUAUGUGAUUGUGGGUUAGCUGGCUGGUUAGUUCCUCUAAUGUUGGCGGACCCCUGAUGAGUCGUAACGUGAUUUUACAGUGGUAUAUGUGUUCGUGUCACAUCGCUGAAACUACCCGGGCAGAGCGGAACUGAGGAAUCCGGCCAGACGUCGUCACCAUGUUGGAGGAGGACAUGGAAGUGGCCAUCAAGGUGGUCGUAGUCGGCAAUGGAGCCGUUGGCAAGUCCAGUAUGAUCCAGCGUUACUGCAAGGGUAUCUUCACGAAGGACUACAAAAAGACCAUCGGAGUGGACUUCCUGGAAAGGCAGAUAGUUGUAAAUGACGAGGAGGUCCGACUAAUGCUGUGGGACACCGCUGGACAGGAGGAGUUUGACGCUAUCACCAAGGCCUAUUAUCGUGGUGCACAAGCAUGUGUGCUAGUCUUUUCUACCACAGACAGGGAGUCGUUUCAGGCCAUUGACAACUGGAGGGAGAAGGUGGAGGCAGAGGUUGGAGAUAUUCCCACAGUUCUAGUGCAGAACAAAAUUGACCUCUUGGAAGAGACUGUUAUAAAAAACGAGGAGGCAGAAGCUUUGGCUAAAAGACUUAAACUGAGAUUUUAUCGAGCUUCGGUAAAAGAGGACCUUAAUGUCAACGAGGUUUUUAAGUACUUAGCUGAGAAGUACCUUCAGCGACUCAAACAGCAAACAGCAGAGGAGACAGAGGUGGUCCAUACAACAAGCAAUAAAAUAGGUGUUUUUAACACCACAAGUAGUAAUACCUGCAACCAGAGCUCCAGCAACGGCAGAGAAGUCAUCACUUUGCGACCUAACAAACAAAGGACCAAGAAGAGUAAAAAUCCUUUCGGGAGUUGCAGCCUACUCUAGAUAGGAUCAUUUCAUUUUAGUGACAGACUAUUGUUUCCAAGACUAGAUUGGUCAUUGUAUUCAAUGGAGGUAGCCACAUGUAGAGACCAAAGCCCAUACAGACUGGGGAAAUACUAAUCUGUACUACUUUAAUAACCUGAUGUUUAGCCUGUAUCCCUACAUUGAUGGUUGAAUUUCCUUUGCUUCAGCCUUGGAUCUUCCAUCAAUGAUCUGCGCACAAAACCUGUCAACGUUUGUACACUCUUGGGUCCUCUUUGUUGUUGCCUUAAGUUACAGCAACAUCUGCAGAUACAGUAUGUUGUGUUAUGAAUUGAAUGAAGUACACCCCCCCCCCCCCCCCCCCAAAAAAAAAACAAAACAAGAGUCUAUGAGUGCUUGUGGUUUUUGGUCUAAAUAAUGUAAUAGCAAAGGUUGCACUCUUCCUCUGAGAAAACAGUUGCUCGUGGUCACCCAUCCAUGCGUUUGACAUUUCAGCCGUGCAAUAUGUUUGCAUGCAUUGUAGAAGAUGCGCAGACUAUUUUGUACCAUAUUUUUCUAACUGUCAACAGAAUAUGGUUCAGACUAUACUGUUCAUUGUGGACAAAACGCUGUCGAAUCCAGAGUUAAUUCUCUGUGCAUAAGUAUUUUUGUACGAAUCACAACAGUGUUGAGUGAUAUUUUCACUUUAGUGUUGACAUAGUGCCAAAUUUCCAUUUUCUGAGCUGUAGUUGAAUAUUAACACUGCAGUGAUUUGGAUGUAACUUGAAAAUACUAGAAUGUACUCCUAUGUACAACCAAAUAUCAAUAGCUAUUAUUAUAAAAUAGUUCUCUGUCUGCUUACAAACCACUUAUUUACAGAUUAGUUAACCAAAUUCUCACAAAGUCUAGGAUUUUAUGAUGUUAAAAAUUGGUUGAUUCUCUUCUCUUUGAGUGAUAGUCCAUAAAGUCACAAUCAUUUACAGUACUCUGUUUUGAUUUCAUUUGUUUACAUUUUUACUUUAACUUUGGUACAGCUUUGAGUCAGUCAUUGUUUAGUUUCAGAGCAAAUAAGUUUCAAUACCUGUGUAUUCUGUUUUUACAAUAUUUCUUUAUAGGAUAUCAUUCUGCUCCUUUUCGAAUGGGGGAAAGGGAGAAGGAGUGGAAACAGAAUCGAAAAGACUGAAAGAGGUGUCUUGAGCAGAGUGUGAACCCUUGCUCUCUGAAGGUGUUGCAAAAAGCUGACCCUUAGGAUCAUAUAUUUUUCUGUUGAAGAGCUUGUAUGUGCCUGAAUAUGCAAGAUAUUCCUUCUUACAAAAAUUUCUUCUUACUUACAUGAAGGUACUCCAAAAACUAAUGCUCAGUCACAGCUAGCUGUGAAUUAUGUUAUUGCCUUGUCUUCAUCAAGCCUUUUUAUUUUUGUUUUUUUUUCCAAACUCAUUAUCUGAAAGACACCGGUUUACCAAGCACAAAUAAAUAUGUGGUAAUGUAUAAAAGUCUUAUAUUAAAUCUCCUGGCUAAAAGUAACAUUUCUUUAUUAAUAGUUACUAUUGUAAGUAUUUUACAUGUAAUUAGACACAGGACAUCUGGGGUUACAUGUGCAUGCAUGUUUUUGUCUUUUUAAAAGUUUUGUAACUGAUCUCAGAUCUGUGUUAGAAGGUCAGAUGGGACUGAUUUCAUUCAUUUCUUUUUUUCACUUCAUAGUCUGUUGUGAACAUCCCAACAGGUGCUUCAGAUGUGUUCAACAUUUAUCAUUAUAUCAUAUCAGUUAUAUCAUUGGUACUAAGGUUGUGUUCCAGUCUUUCUUUCUUGUUUUUUUUUUUUUUUUUGGUAAACAGUUCUGUUUUGGAAAAAAAAAGAAAGUGUGGCAUAAGUAAUGCAUGCAAGCCUUUUUUCCACAUCAGUGAAUGUUCAAUCAUGGUUGCAAUGCCACAAUGCCUUGUCCAUGUUUACAUUCUUCCCCUCUGACCGCCAGUAAGCAUUUUAAUCCUGCUCUUGCUGUUUGUUUAAAACUGCCUGCACAGUAAAUCUGUAAAUAUUUAUUUCUCUAGCUUUCUCUCACUUGUAACAUUGUGUUUACUUUGCCUUUUUGCUUUUUGACUGAAUGGAUUUAGUGCACUUUAUCAUUAAGAUGGCAUAUAAUCUUAAAGAACCAUAAGUUAAAACUAACAAUACUUAUGUGCUGUCACUCAGGUGUUGUAAUAAUCUUUGUGUCUUGCUAUUACUUUUCUUUUCCACACGCAACUUCAUAAACCAGUUUCACACAUUUAGAUAGACAGACCAACAUAUGUAUGCUUACAUAUGUUGUAUGUCUUUUUUUUUUUUUUAAACAGUUUCAAAUGUAUCACAACUUGAAGUGUGCCACACAGCUGCACACCUGAUGUUAAGUUUUGGGGGGGAAAAGUUGUCGGUAAUCUGAAUUAAAUAAAACUUUACUUUUUUUCUUGGGCAUCCCAUGUGUAAUUUCAAAUGACCAUACCUUUCUGUCAGUACAGUCUUUUAACCAAAAAUUUACAUUAAAACAUUUUUGUUUAGGUGCACGUGGUUAAGAAGGUGAGAUAAUC